Vicugna pacos (alpaca) is the source of this 2422-nucleotide messenger RNA. The record is from RefSeq and is a predicted model, not a curated record. NCBI's taxonomy places the organism in Eukaryota, Metazoa, Chordata, Mammalia, Artiodactyla, Camelidae.
CAGAUAUCAAGAUGAGUGGGGAUGUAGCAGAUUCCACAGAUGCUCGAAGUGCUCUCAGCCAGGUGGAGACAGGAAAUGAUCGAAACGGCCUAGAUUUCAACAGGCAGAUUUGUUUGCUUAGGGUCGUCUUCUUCGGGGGUUACCGUCAGCAGCUCACAGCCAAGGGGUGAGGAAUUAUAGAGUAAGAGGUCAAUAAAGCAAAAAACUCCCAAGAAUAACGCACAGAGUGGUCCGAACAUGCCAGGCUAACACCCAGGGGAAUCUGGGGGCUAUCAGGCACUUCAUUUUCAGAAAUGGAGGUCGGCAGUGCCCCUGCAAGACUUCGGAGGGCAAUUGAUCCGAGAAGCAGAUGAAAGGAUUAAAACUGAGGACCUCAGUGACUCCCUGCAGCAGACCCUCUCUCAUCGGCCAUGCCACCUGAGUCAAGGACCUGCCAUGAUGCCUGGGAACCAAAUGUCUGGGGACGUGCCUUCCCUCCAUCCACUCCAGCAGCUCGUGCUGGUUCCGGGACACCUCCAGUCUGUUUCCCAGUUCCUGCUAUCUCAGACCCAACCUGGGCAGCAAGGUCUGCAGCCAAAUCUUCUCCCCUUUCCACAGCAGCAAAACUCGCUCCUCCUCCCGCAGACUGGGCCUGGCCUGACGUCCCAGGCAGUUGGGCGCCCUGGGCUGCCAGGAUCCUCUUUAGAACCCCAUCUGGAAGCGUCCCAGCAUCUCCCAGUGCCCAAGCACCUCCCCAGCUCUGGAGGGGCGGAUGAGCCCAGCGACCUGGAGGAGCUGGAGAAGUUUGCUAAGACCUUCAAGCAGCGGCGCAUUAAGCUGGGCUUCACACAGGGGGACGUGGGGCUGGCGAUGGGAAAGCUCUAUGGCAAUGACUUCAGCCAGACGACCAUCUCGAGAUUUGAGGCCCUCAAUCUGAGCUUCAAGAACAUGUGCAAGCUGAAGCCACUACUGGAGAAGUGGCUGAAUGAUGCAGAAUCCUCUCCGUCAGACCCCUCGGUGAGCGCCCCCAGCUCUUACCCCACCCUCAGUGAAGUGUUUGGGAGGAAGAGGAAGAAGCGCACCAGCAUCGAGACCAACAUCCGCCUGACUCUGGAGAAGAGAUUUCAAGAUAACCCCAAGCCCAGCUCAGAGGAGAUCUCCAUGAUUGCAGAGCAGUUGUCCAUGGAGAAGGAGGUGGUGAGGGUCUGGUUCUGCAACCGACGCCAAAAGGAGAAGCGAAUCAACUGCCCGGUGGCCACGCCCAUCAAAUCACCCAUGUACGGUUCCCGGCUGGUGAGUGGCCAGGAGCCAAGCUGCCUGCCAAGCACCGGGGGAGAUAAAGCCUGGAGGGCAAAGAGUUUUCCCAUCUGUGUGUGUCUCCCUCUGGGUCUCUGGGCCCCCUCUCUGUCCCUCCCAUCCACAGCACCAUGCCUGGAACAGAUCUUGGUACCGAUGGAAUCAUCCCACCUACCUCCACUGAGACCAAAAAGUUUCUCCUACUCCGCCUGGCCCUGUAUUCCCCACUGGAAGGAAGGGAGUCAUGACUUCUCUGUACGGACAGACUGCUUUCAGGAGAUGGAAGAGAAUCCCCACUAUCAAUGAGCCCAAACUCUCGCCUUCUUCAGGAACAAGAGCCUUUGGGGAUCCAAACUGUGAUUGAAUCCUUUGAGGAUCCUGUGCUCUUUCUUGAAAUGCACACCCCUCCAAGGAGUUUACCAUUUUUACCUUCCUUGCCUGUGCCCUUAUCGUCUAAUCCUUACUAUUUCAGACGGCUUCAGUGCGGCAGUGGUCCUUCAGAGAAAGGACCUCUCGCCGUUGUUCGCCAGCGCAUCUCCAGCUCAUUCUGGGCACAGCCAUUUGCCUGGUGCCAAACUACCAGAGGGGAGAUAAUGGUUUGGACUCUGAACUUAGUCACGAUCUUUGAACUGAUUCUGGACUCUGUGAAAAGAUUUAAAUCUGAUGUCUCCACCAAAGCCUUGGUGUUUUUCUCUGUUCAGUGGUUUUCUGACUGAAUCUUCAUUUCACUCCAUUUUCUCUUUAGCCCCGCCCCCUUUCCUAGAACCAACUCUAUUGGUGAUUGCGUUCUCCAAGUUCCCGCCUCUUUGCAGAAGACUGAGCCAUCCUCAGUCCCCUGGGCACAUUCCUCUGCUCCAUCUGCCCCAGAGUUUAGGAACAACACUUGUCCCUUCUCUCCUUCCUUGUGUUUUUCUCCUUCUCUUGUCCUCUCUCCCUUCUCCUGGUGCAGAAGGAAGAACACAAAAGCAAACAGACAAUGAUUAUGCUGGCAAAAUUCCUAUGGAUAGCCCUUUCCUGUUUUUGUAUUAUGUUCUUCUCUCUUUAAUGUGGAAUUUUCCAGCAAAAUGUUCAACUCAGGUGUGAAUUUUGAAAACGUCUCUGUAAUAUUUUAUCUUCUUUAACAAAAAAGAAAGGAAAAAAUACCAAA